Messenger RNA from Apiotrichum porosum, 483 nucleotides. RefSeq lists its product as uncharacterized. The transcript is spliced from 3 exons. Lineage: Eukaryota; Fungi; Basidiomycota; Tremellomycetes; Trichosporonales; Trichosporonaceae. The coding region runs from base 1 to 483 and encodes 160 amino acids. The record is from RefSeq and is a predicted model, not a curated record.
AUGGUGACGCUCACCCCGCCGUCCUCCAACGCCAACACCCCCACAAGGCCACUCGCUUCCCCACCUCCCCCGGCCUCCCCCACCGACGCACGCAUGGACGUCGACACCAUCACCAGCGCGACCUCGGUCGCGGGUGAGAACCCCACACCUCCCGCGGGUCCAGGUGGCAACUCGAGCGGAUCGGCGAGCAGUGGCCCAGCCUCGCCUAUCGGCUUUGACGACGCUGAAGUCGGCGACCUCGGUAUGGGCGAGGGCGGCUCGCCCCAGAGCUCGGACACGGAGGUCGAGGUUGACGAGGAGGAGGAAGCUCUCAACGUCGUCCCUGGUGCUACUCCCGCCAAGGCGACCCCAAAGCCCUCGCGCAAGAACAAGGAUCAGCUGUACGAGUCUGACAUUGUUGAACGCUGGAACGUCGAAAUCGGCGAUGUGUUCAUGCCCGUCGCCGCCCCUCGUCCUGCCCCCGCCCCUCCAACCAAGGGGUGA